AUGUCGAUGCUCACCCCGAUCCUUCAGCCCCCGGAGGUGAAGGAGUAUCUGUCCAAGGGUGAGCGCUUCAUCAAAUGGGAUGAUGAAACAGCAAGUGCUUCUCCUGUGAUUCUUCGGGUAGAUCCGAAGGGCUUCUACUUAUACUGGACUUACCAGAAUAAGGAAAUGGAAAUUUUGGAUAUAACCAGCAUCAGAGAUACUCGAGCAGGGAGAUUUGCCAAAAUCCCCAAGUGCCAGAAACUCCGGGAGGUUUUUAACUUGGAUUACCCACACAGCACCUUCCUGCUUAAGACUCUGACUGUUGUGUCCGGCCCUGACAUGGUGGAUCUCACUUUCCAUAACUUUGUGUCCUACAAGGAGAAUGUUGGCAAGAGCUGGGCCGAGGAUAUCAUGGCCAUUGUUCGGAAUCCCCUCACGUACAAUGCUUCUCGAUACACCUUCUUAGAGAAAAUCCUGGUAAAGUUGAAGCUGCAACUUAAUGCAGAGGGAAAAAUUCCCGUUAGGAAUAUUUUUCAGAUGUUCCCUGCAGAUAGGAAGAGGGUGGAAGCAGCAUUAAGUGCUUGUCAUCUUCCCAAGGGCAAGAAUGACGCUAUCAACCCAGAGGACUUCCCUGAGACUGUGUACAAAACUUUCCUUAUGAAUCUGUGUCCCCGGCCUGAGAUCGAUGAGAUAUUUACCUCACACCAUUUCAAAGCUAAGCCCUACAUGACCAAAGAGCACUUGGCAAAGUUUAUCAACAAGAAGCAGCGAGACUCUCGCCUCAAUGACAUCCUUUUCCCACCAGCUAAACCUGAGCAGGUGCAGAGCCUCAUAGAGAAGUAUGAGCCCAGUGGCAUUAACAUCCAGAGAGGACAGUUGUCUCCCGAGGGGAUGGUCUGGUUUCUCUGUGGCCCCGAGAACAACGUGGUAGCACUGGACAAACUAGUGCUGUACCAGGACAUGACCCAGCCACUCUCACACUACUUCAUCAAUUCCUCACACAACACCUACUUAACAGCUGGUCAGUUUUCUGGCAUCUCGUCUCCCGAAAUGUACCGCCAGACCCUGCUGGCUGGCUGCCGCUGCGUGGAGCUGGACUGCUGGAAGGGCCGGCCCCCGGAUGAGGAGCCCAUCAUCACUCAUGGCUUCACCAUGACAACUGAGAUCCUCUUCAAGGAUGCCAUUGAGGCCAUUGCAGAAAGUGCUUUCAAAACAUCUCUCUACCCUGUUAUCCUGUCCUUUGAAAACCACGUGGACUCGCCCAAGCAGCAGGCGAAGAUGGCUGAGUAUUGCCGGACCAUAUUUGGAAAUAUGCUGCUGACAGAGCCACUGGAGAAAUACCCAUUGAAGCCAGGAGUUCCCCUACCGAGUCCUCAAGAUCUCUUAGGGAAAAUAUUGAUUAAGAACAAAAAGAACCAGUCUGUGUCAGGAAAGAGGCAGAAUUCCUUGAAGAAAGGGAGAAACGUAGAACCAGAAAUCACCGAGCUGCCAGCCUCUAUGGAUGGUGAAGAUACAGUCUGGGCAGGCGAUGUGGCUGAAGAGGAGCCAGAGGAAGAAGAGGAACAGCUGGGAAACCUGGAUGAAGAGGAAAUUAAAAAGAUGCAGUCAGAUGAGGGCACUGCUGGUUUGGAAGUGACGGCAUAUGAGGAAAUGUCCAGCCUAGUUAAUUAUGUCCAGCCCAUCAAAUUCGACUCCUUUGAAGUCUCUUCCCAGAAGAACCGGAGUUAUGUCAUCUCUUCCUUCACAGAACUGAAGGCUUACGAUCUGCUAACCAAGUUCCCCUUGCAGUUUGCAGAAUAUAAUAAGCGACAAAUGAGCCGGAUUUAUCCCAAAGGCACCCGGAUGGACUCCUCUAAUUACAUGCCCCAGAUGUUCUGGAAUGUCGGCUGUCAGAUGGUGGCACUGAACUUCCAAACCAUGGAUGUCCCCAUGCAGCAGAACAUGGCUCUGUUUGAGUUCAACGGCCAGUGUGGCUACCUGCUCAAGCACGAAUUCCUGCGGCGCCCAGACAAGCAGUUUGACCCCUUCUCCCUGGACCGUCUGGACGUGGUGGUGGCCAGUACCCUGGCUGUCACGAUCCUUUCUGGACAGUUCCUCUCAGACCGCAGUGUGAAGACGUAUGUGGAAGUAGAGCUCUUUGGGUUGCCAAGGGACACAAAACGCAAAUACAGAACCAAACUGACCUCCACGGCCAACUCCAUUAACCCAGUGUGGAAAGAAGAGCCUUUUGUUUUUGAAAAGAUCAUGAUGCCAGAGUUGGCAUCUCUCAAAAUUGUGGCCUGGGAGGAAGGAGGGAAGUUCAUUGGCCAUCGUGUCAUUCCUGUUAUUGCUGUGCAUUCAGGCUACCACCACGUUUGUCUCCGCAGUGAGAGUAACAUGCCUCUCACGAUGCCCUCGCUCUUCGUGUACCUGGAGAUAAAGGACUACGUUCCUGACGCGUGGGCAGACCUGACUAUUGCUCUCUCCAACCCAAUCAAGUUCUUCAGUCUCCAAGACAAGAGAUCAGUGAAGCUAAAAGAUGGCUCGGGCUCAGUGAAGAGGCCUGAAACACAGAGAAACUUCCCCUCUGCUGAAACUAAUGGGCUACCAGAGUCCACCGGGAAAUUCCACGCUCCUUUUUCAAAUGGACCUGCAGGAGCAGCAGCUUUGGUGAAGGAUGUAAGUGUGAAAGCAGCGACACAAAUUGCAGAGCCACAGACAGCCAGCCUUGAAGAACUGCAGCAGAUGAAGCUCUUUCUGAAGCUGCUGAAGAAGCAGGAGAAGGAGCUGAAGGAGCUAGAGCGGAAAGGAAGCAAACGCAAGGAGGAGCUGCUGCAGAGAUAUUCCGCCCUCUUUUCGGAGCCUGUGUGCCACGGAGGCAAGAAAAGGAUGAUAUAUCCUGGAAAAACACAGAAGAAGAAGAGCAUCACAACAGAUGACCUUGGUACGUGGGCCAAUCCUGUAGAAACAACAGAAAAUACUGAUAGCCAAGCCCUGGAGCUGAGGGACAGGUUGGAGAUGGACCUCAUCCACCUAGGGGAGGAAUACCACGAUGGCAUUCGAAAGAAGAAAGAGCAGCAUGCCACAGAGCAAGUUACCAAGAUAAUAGAGUUAGCCAAAGAGAAGCAGACAGCUGAGCUGAAGGCACUGAAGGAGUCAUCAGAAAGCAAUAUUAAAGAGAUUAAGAAGAAGCUGGAGGCAAAGAGAGUGGACCGAAUCCAAACCAUGAUGAGAAACACCAGUGACAAGGCUGCUCAGGAGAGGUUAAAGAAGGAAAUUAAUAACGCUCACAUUCAGGAAGUGGUGCAAACAAUCAAACUGUUGACAGAAAGGACAGACAGAUAUCAACGGCAACUGGAAGAGAAGCAGACAGAUAAUCUGAAAAAAAUCAAGGAGAAGGAAAGCCAGCUCCAGCAGGAGGCAAUGGUGGAGUACAAGGAGAAAUUGAAAAGUUUGAAUAUGGAGGUGCAGGAGAUGGUGAAGAACUAUGCAAAAGCAGCCUUUCCUGGAGAGCCCCUGAUGAAGAAGGAAGCUGCUGUGAGCACCACUGAGGAGGAACAAGGCUCUGCAGAGCAACGGGCAGAAAACCUCCCAGGAGCAGAGGUGUCAGGGCUUGCAAUAGCCACGGCUGAGCCCUCAGGGGCCGAGGCAGCAGUUGAGAUUGAAGAAAGCAGAGUCUGAGAUAUCCUUCUCUUGCCAUUUCACUUCCCAAAGGAUGUUUA
This is a messenger RNA of Tinamus guttatus (white-throated tinamou), 3680 nucleotides long. Lineage: Eukaryota; Metazoa; Chordata; Aves; Tinamiformes; Tinamidae. The record is from RefSeq and is a predicted model, not a curated record.